Closterium sp. Yama58-4 is the source of this 1083-nucleotide messenger RNA. The record is from the annotation of a GenBank genome assembly. Lineage: Eukaryota; Viridiplantae; Streptophyta; Zygnematophyceae; Desmidiales; Closteriaceae.
AUGGCUCUCCCCCGUGUUCUCACGUGCCUCGUCAUCAUCGCCGGCGUGCUCGUGUCCUCCGCGGUUCCCGGAGCCGAGGCGUUAAGCGUCAACGGGGCCAGGCAGCGCGCCGCCGCGACAGCGCUGAAGGUGGAGACGGCCAUGCAGCGCGCGGUGAGCGCGCUAAGCGCGGAGGUGGCGCAGCAGCGCGCCGUGAAAGCGGGUCUCAAGUUCGUCAAGUCCCUCCUCCCCAACCUCUUUCCGCCGCCCCCGCCUGCCCCCAGACUGUACAGUGCCGACUUUGCAGAUGAACGCGUGAGAGCAAGGUUCAGCCUCGCCGUCCCCCUCCUUGCCGCUACCAAGCCCACGCAGUUCCGCCUGACCAUCGCAGGAUCGAUGAAGCCGCCGAUGCAAGUGAACGUCAGCACGCAGUCGUCAAUCCCGCUGGCCGUGCUCGGGAAGAACAUGCAGUGCUCAAAACUUGCGCCGAGCGUGUGGGACUGCUUCGGCCAGACCCAAUUCACCCAGGCCGACAUCGGCGCUAUUGGUUACACGGCUGGCGUGGGGGCUCACGUCGAUUCGCACUCUCUCUUUCUCGUGUACCCGGAUGCGCUCAACCCUUCGGGAGAGGAACAGACCACUGCGAAGCUCACCAAGGCGCCGCCGCGUUGGACAAUGGAGCAAGUGUUCGGUUACAACGAUCUGCUGAGAGGAGUUCCUGUUGCAGGAAGGUUCCAGUCUGUGAUCAGCGGGGAGCAGCUCAAGGGAGGAGCAACGGUUGCCUUCUUCAAAAAGAAGUGCAAGAGCAUGAUGCAUGUGAGCAUCGUCCUCAUCCAUGCCAAUGACUUGAAGCCAGCAGCAAAGCUCUCCGUCGUUUACCUCCGUUACCAAAGUGCCGUCCACGUUCCUAUCAAGUGCACGUGGGCACGGCCCAGGCCUAGUGUGCACGUGUGCGAUGUCAAGAGGGAAUUCCCCAGCAAAAUCGACAUCUCCUCCUUAACCACUCUAAAGCCUGCACAUGCAGAGGACCUGGAGUUGAAGUUGGUUGUGGUGUCACAGGCGCUGGCAGAAGCCUCUCAAGACACGCUGCUCUACACGCUCUGA